Molecule: messenger RNA, 1383 nt
Organism: Suillus fuscotomentosus
Lineage: Eukaryota; Fungi; Basidiomycota; Agaricomycetes; Boletales; Suillaceae
Exons: 4
Coding region: 1-1383 (460 amino acids)
Source: RefSeq, a predicted model, not a curated record
AUGCACACAUUGACCUCUAGGAGAAGGGUAAAUUUGGGUGUCAGCGGUGGUCAGGCAAAGUAUGAUAACUCACUGGCGAGAACAGAGGCCAAACGAAGGAGUGGGAUAACAUGGAACCACAAUGUGACUACAACCAUUCUGGACAGCCUGAGGAUAUCGGAUAUAGUCGCAAUCAGCCGUACUUGUUGGUGCAUGAGAGUGUUGGCCCAUGAGGUGGUUCAGGGAAGAUUGAUGCGGCUGUUGGGACCAUUCACAAGGGAUCAUUUGUCGAGUUUCCUCUCAGCCCUGAAGGAUGCUGGAGGUGUGAUAACAGGUUCUACUGUACAGGCCAUGGUGAAAUAUGACGAGGACUACAUUAGAAGGGAUCUCAACAUCAUUGUCCCAUACAAAGCAUUUGACUCCUUACAUGGAGCUCUGGAGGACAUGUUGGGAUUUACUCUCAUCUCAAGUGUGCCUCAUCCAGCCCUGGCACCUAGGAUCAGCAGAUUUUGCAGAUAUGCCUGGCAUGAGCGAAUCAUUACAGUGUCUGCAUCACAUGAAGGGAAGAGUGUUCUGCAUAUCAUUAUCAAUGCCCCAAUGACCACAGAUAUGCUGUUCAUGACCACCGGAGGUGUAUGUUACUUCUAUCCCCAAUGGUUUGAAGCCGGGUUGGCGAUCCAAAGCUGCACUGGAAAUUUAGUCCCAGAAACUGCAAAAUUGGGGUGUGCUGGUGAACUGAUUGAUGAGUUUGAGGUGGAGACAGGGACGGCCUGUGGGAAUCUGUGUCCUACAUACUGGCAUCAUGUCAAGGAGAAACACCUGCAGUCAUCCAUCAAUUGGAAUGCAGAAGAUUCCGUGACCAACAUGUUCCACAAUGUCAACAUUGAAUGGCAGUUGAACAUGGUGUACACAAAUCAAAAAUGUUCACAUCAUGUAGAGGUAAUGUCUCAGAACUUCAAAGGUGUUGGUGCUUGCAACUUGAUGCGGCGCCACCUUCGUCGCACAUUCAGUAGAGUGCCCGGGUCCAAUGUGACCAUGGAUGAAAAGUAUACAUUGUACUUUGAAAGAUGUCAGCCUUCGAUGCAGCCAAGCUACCUCCUCAGAAGAAUGGGUAGCAUGAGCGGCAGUUGCAAAACACUUCAUGGGAGUGUGGUAGUUGUCAAGCAAACACGAGACACUCCAAAUGCCAUCAUGGAUAUGACAAAACAGGACCAGCUCAUGGCCAAUUUCCUGAUAUCAAGACAUCAGAUACACGAAAGACAGCAAGGCUCCUUCGAUGAACUUUCAAGAAGAUCGAUCGUGUCUCUCACUUUAGAUGGCAUGGACACUUUGUUCGAUCGACCCGUGAAUACCACCCAGACCAACACCAGUAUGAGUGGAUAUGCCACAAUUACAUGGAGCUAA